Molecule: messenger RNA, 1287 nt
Organism: Puma concolor (puma)
Lineage: Eukaryota; Metazoa; Chordata; Mammalia; Carnivora; Felidae
Source: RefSeq, a predicted model, not a curated record
AUGCAGGAGCUGCGUUUGCUCUGCUGGGCGGUCCUCCUGGGCCUAGCGCAGGCCUGUCCUGAGCCCUGCGACUGCGGCGAGAAGUACGGCUUCCAGAUCGCCGACUGCGCCUACCGCGACCUGGAGGCCGUGCCACCCGGCUUCCCUGCCAACGUGACCACGCUGAGCCUGUCGGCCAACCGGCUGCCAAGCUUGCCAGAGGGCGCUUUCCGGGAGGUGCCCCUGCUGCAGUCGCUGUGGCUGGCGCACAACGAGAUCCGUGUGGUGGCCGCCGGUGCCCUCGCCCCUCUGGGCCAACUCAGGAGCCUGGACCUCAGCCACAACCUCAUCUCCGACUUUGCCUGGAGCGACCUGCACAACCUCAGUGCCCUCCAGCUGCUCAAGAUGGACAGCAACGAGCUGACCUUCAUCCCCCGGGACGCCUUCCGCAGCCUUCGUGCCCUGCGUUCGCUGCAGCUCAACCACAACCGCCUGCACGCGCUGGCCGAAGGCACCUUCGCGCCUCUCACUGCUCUGUCCCACCUGCAGAUCAACGAUAACCCCUUCGACUGCACCUGCGGCAUCGUGUGGUUCAAGACGUGGGCCCUGACCACGGCCGUGUCCAUCCCGGAGCAAGACAACAUCACCUGCACUUCGCCCCACGUGCUCAAGGGCACGCCGCUGAACCGCCUGCUGCCGCUGCCUUGCUCUGCGCCCUCGGUGCAGCUCACCUACCAGCCCAGCCAGGAUGGUGCCGAGCUGCGGCCGGGCUUCGUGCUGGCCCUCCACUGCGACGUGGAGGGGCAACCGGCCCCCCAGCUCCACUGGCACAUCCAGACGCCCGGUGGCACCGUGGAGAUCACCAGCCCCAACGUGGGUGCCGACGGGCGUGCCCUGCCCGGGGCCCUGGCCGCCGGCGGCCGGCCUCGCUUCCAGGCCUUUGCCAACGGCAGCCUGCUCAUCCCAGACUUCGGCAAGCUGGAGGAGGGCACCUACAGCUGCCUGGCCACCAACGAGCUAGGCAGUGCGGAGAGCUCAGUAAACGUGGCACUGGCCACACCGGGCGAGGGUGGGGAGGAUGCGCUGGGGCGCAGGUUCCACGGCAAAGCGGCUGAGGGUAAGGGCUGCUACACGGUUGACAACGAGGUACAGCCCUCAGGGCCAGAGGACAACGUCGUCAUCAUCUACCUCAGCCGCGCGGGGGGCCCUGAGGCUGCAGCAGUGGGAGGAGGGGCCCCUGGGAAGCAGCCCCCCGGCCUGUUCCUACUAGGCCAGAGCCUCCUCCUUCUCUUCCUCACUUCCUUCUAG